AUGUUUAACACUGAUAUAUCAAAUCUUUAUAUACAGGAAACAAGUUUCACAUAUUUUCAUUGGUCUUUAAUAUAUCAACUAAAACACGAUUAACUAAAACUUGAUGAUUUAGAGCCAAGCCUUGUUCACACACUUAUUUAUAACAUUCUACCGGGUGGAGAAACUAUUUUCCAUGCUUUGUGUGGAAAAAAAGAGUAAAUGCAAAAGCUUAUGGAAAUAUGUCAUACAUCAACAGACAUUAUAUUUCAUUUACCUUUAAUUCCAGAUUUUAAAGGUAAAACUCCUAUUCAUAAAUUGAUUGAGCAAAAUGACUUCAGAAGUAUCAAUAUGGUUUUAAGAUACUUGGCCUUUUAUGAAAUGGAUCAUCAUUCAAGAUUUUUUUUAAAGGAUGUCUACUUUAAAUUCUUAGAGAAAGAACUCCCUAACUUUUUAACUUAUCUGAAUUCAGUACUUAAAAGGACUCCAACAUUAGCUAAGAUUGAAAGAGGUUUACUUAAACAUAAUUAUCCUUAGGUUUUCCCAUCAAAAAUAUGGUAUAGAGACUAAGAGAUUAAUCAGGUUUUAUUCCACUAAAAUUUGUUAAAGGUUAGAACUCAUGUUAGAUUGGAUUUUAUUGACCUUCCAGGCAUUUACCAUUAUUAGGAUCCAAACUUCGAGAAAUUCAUCCAUUAAUUAGCAGAAACUAAAAACUUUGAAUACUUUACAAUACCCUCAAUCCAGAGUUUAAUUGAGUUCAAUUACAAAACUGUGCAGAGAUAUAUAAUUUAUGUUAUUAUCAUUCCUCACUUCAUUUUCCAUUUCAUAUUUGUUUGCUACAUGAAUUUGGUUUAUGAAUACAGGAAAGAUAAUGAAUCCUAUAUAGCAGCUAAUAUUGUUUUAUGUAUAAUAAUGGCUGUUUUUGCAUCAUAUUUUCUUUAUGGUGAACUUAGACAGCAAUUAAGUUAAGGUGUUCAUUAUCUUUAAAAUGUUUGGAAUUAUAUAGAUCUUUUGACUCCCAUUAGUGUGAUUACCUUUUUGAUACUUUAAUUCCUAGAUGAAAUGAAUAUUGAUAUCAAUUAAGAUUUUAUGAGAAGCAUAAUGGCUCUUGCAACUUUCUUUAUGUGGUUAAAGAUAUUUUAUGCAUUAAGAAUAUUUAGGAACACUGGAUAUAUGAUAAGAUCAAUAGUUGAAGUAAUCUAAGAUAUGGGUAUCUUUUUACUCAUACUAUUCCUCACUAUUAUAGCUUUUGGAGAUUCAUUUUUAAGAUUAUCUUCUGGCAAUGAAGAGGGAUUUAUUGACAAUUUUUUUAUGAGUAUUGUUUUUACAUACAGAAUGAUUUUGGGUGAUUUUGAGACAGAUAACUUUGGAAACGUUGCUCUGCCUUUGGCAAUAAUUUUCUGGUUUAUGUGUACUAUCCUUGAUAUGAUUGUAAUGCUUAAUCUUCUUAUUGCUAUAAUAUCUGCAACUUAUGAAAGAGUUGCUUCUAAUUCGGAAAAAGCAGCAUAUCAGGAAAUGGCAAAGUUAAUUUAUGAAAAUUAAUACUUGAUUCCCUAAUUUGUAAAGGAAAGUUAUGCUCCAAAAAAUCAAUACUUGAUUCAUGUUACUAAUCAACAAAAAGUUGUAGGUUAAAAUGACCAUCACAUUGCUCAUCAAAUCGAUAGAAAUAGUUACUAGAAUUAUGGAAGCAUUCUAAAUGAGAAAGAAGGAAAUAAGCAGACGGAGAUUCUGAUAAAGAUGACAGUUGGACAAUAUAUGCUGAGUAUGAAUUAAAAAGGAAAUGGAGUAUUUUGUGAUGGAAACAAGUUACAAAAGUGCUAAUCAGGAAUGAUUCCAUUAUAGAGUGAGCUUAGAAAUGAAGAAUCUGAUGUGAUAUAUCACUGCUAUAAGUGUCAAUUUGAUUACUGUGAUACUUGCUACAAUCAUUACGGACCUAAUUCACAUUAGCACUAAUUAGUUAGGACUACCUACAGAGAGAUUAAGAAAUAGACUUCUUAUCAUAAUGGAUGGCUAUGUGAUGCAAGAUUUUUCACACCUUGUGAAAACAAAGAGAAAUUUCUAACUGAUGAAAAGGAGAUCAUUUAUCAUGACGAGUACUGUGAUUUUAAUCUCUGCUCUUCAUGUGCCAUAAAUUAUUAUGCCUGA
This is a messenger RNA of Stylonychia lemnae, 2121 nucleotides long. NCBI's taxonomy places the organism in Eukaryota, Ciliophora, Spirotrichea, Sporadotrichida, Oxytrichidae. The record is from the annotation of a GenBank genome assembly.